GCCAUUUUGAGCGUUGCUAGGAGACAGAGACGCCCCUGGAGGAGGAGGAGGGAGCAGGUCCAAAAUAGUUAUCUAGAAAGAAGCAUGGAAUCAGGAAGGAAGAGAAACUGCUGUUUCAUGGUGUAUCUUGAAGGUUUAGAUCAGGAGAAAACUGAAAAGGAAAUGGAGACUGUGAGCAUCCAGAAGGCAUUUCAGAAGUUCAGAAGAAAACGACAGGAGGAACUGCAGAUGCUCCGAGGGAAGAAACUGUCCAUACAGAGCAGACUUCAGGAUCCCGACUACCGGUGGCAGCUGCGGAUGAAGUUUCUAGAGCAGGCAAAGAGUUACAUAGGUGUGCCCUACGCCAAGAAGUAUCACGAGCCGGGCACUCCAGAGUAUGAAUCCCCACUCUUCCUGGAUUGCUGUGGACUAAUUCGGAGGGUGGUGCAUGACUUAAAAUCGGAAUUUGGCUUUUGCAUCGGUCCAGGAAACCAGGCGUAUCAGUACGACACACUCCCCAUCACUCUGCCCAGUGAGGAGCACAUGAAGCCGGGAGACCUCAUCUUCAUUUCAGGAACGUACUUCGACCCAGACCGAAGGAGGCAAUUCCAUGACAUUGUCCACGUGGAGAUCUGGCUGGGGUCUGGUGAGCGCAGCCUCGGGGCCAGGUGGAAAAGGGGCAGACUGCAGAUCUUUGAUUCCUACAGGUUUGUCUCUCCCUCCUAUGGAGACAUGGAAUAUCACUUCAAGUCCAUUGAAACUUGGCUCCAAGGCAUCUGUGUCAGCCAUUGCCCAGAACACAAGUGGGCUUCCGUUAGAGAGCUUCCCGGCAGGAAGUCUGUCUUCUAUCCUGAGGCUGAACAGCAGGAACCUGCUGACGAUGAUGGAGGUGGCAUGGAAAAAGAAGGCGAAAUGCAACUGAAAAAUGAAGACACAGCUCCCAGAUCCCAAAGCAUGGCUCAGGACAUAAUGAGCAGGACCAGAUUGAGGGAGAGCACCCAUAUAAUUGCUGUGGAUGUACAGGGCAUCCCAAGAACUGGGUCUAAUGUUACCAGAGAGGAUGAAGUAGAAAGGGGGUUAGAUACAGAAACUAGUAAAAACAGAGGACAGUCACCAGCGAGCAUGCUGCUGGAGAGUAACCUUACUAAGCCGGACUUGGAAAGCAGUAACUGUGCAUGCCCAGUUGGAAAUUUGGGUCAGGAUAAAGGUUCUGAGAAAGCCCAAGAACCAAAGACAGCGACAAAAGUCGCAUCUGAGGCCAGCCAAGCAAACGAUAGCAAGGAGAACAGUAUAGAUCUCAAGCCUUCCCAGAUCAUCCAUGAUUUUGGUGUAAUUGCUGAAAAUGCCCCUUCAAGCUCCAAAUUAAAUUCCAAGGGGAAAAAGGGAACCAAGUCGAUGACAAAAGAAGGAGCUAAGCAGCUGGUUGGAUCCUCAUCAGCUGAUACAGAUUCCACAUAUUUAGGAAGCAGCAAGUUCAGGUGUAUUUUCGGAAAGGAAUUGCUGAAAAUCAUGGGCAUUAAGAACAAACGCACUGCUUCCAGCGCAUCUGAAGUGGAGCUGGUGGAUGAAGCCAAGUCCAAAGGGAAUAAAACAAAUCACAAAACAGUCCCUGAAGUAGAUCAGCCGGAAGACAAGAAGGUGGAGGAGCCUCCGUCGUCAGGGCCGUUCUUUUACAUUGGCGGUGCUAACGGGGCUGGACUGGUGAGCGUCUACUGCAGGAGCAAAGGCUGGCAGCGUAUCCAUGACAACAAAAGGGAGGAUUACAAACUGAAAUGGUGCGAGACCAAGAGCCGAGAGACCUAUUACAACUUCAAAGAAGGCGAACAGCUUCUCUACCAGAUCCCCAACAAUAAGGUCCUCACUACUAAGAUUGGCCUUUUGAGCAACCUGAGGGAGUAUGAGCGGGUGAUGAACAAGAUCAGCAAGAACUUGAAUGCCAAGAUACUGAAGAUGGAAGACUUCUUCCCAGAAUCCUUUCGUCUGGAUAUAAAAGAUGAGAGAGAAGCUUUCUUUGAACUUUACAAAGACACACAGAUUUGGAUCUGCAAACCCACCUGCUCCAACCAAGGGCGAGGAAUUUUCCUGCUUAAAAAUCAAGCAGGUGUCAACUCGCUUCAGGCCAAACUCCAGAGCAUCGAGGAAGACCCUCUGUACAAGAAGGUGCCGUACAAAGCUCCCCAGGCAAGAAUAGUGCAAAGGUAUAUCCAAAAGCCUCUGCUCCUAGAGGGGAAGAAGUUUGAUGUCCGUUCUUACCUCCUCAUUGCCUGCACGGUGCCUUAUGUAUUAUUUUUCGGCCAUGGCUAUGUCCGACUUACCUGCACCCACUACAAUGCCACUUCCGAUGACCUCACUGCUCAUCUGACCAAUCAGUACAUGCAGAAGAAAAACCCCCUAUACAGUCAGCUGAAGGAGGAGACGGUGUGGCGGAUGGAGCGCUUUAACAGCUACAUUAAUGAUAAAUUCAGGCAAGCCAAGGGCCUCCCCAAGGACUGGGUCUUCACCGUGUUCACUAAGAGAAUGCAGCAAAUCAUGAUGCAGUGCUUCCUGGCUGUCAAGUCCAAACUUGAAUGCAAACUGGGCUACUUUGAUCUCAUUGGCUGUGAUUUCUUGAUUGACGAAGACUUUAAGGUCUGGCUCCUGGAGAUGAACGCAAACCCUGCGUUGCACACCAACUGUGCAGUGCUGCAGGACAUCAUCCCCACCGUGGUCAAUGGGACUCUGGAUUUGGCCCUUGAGAUUUUCAACAAGAGCUUGAAAGGCCAGAGGAUUUUACCUUUGCGGACACAGAGCCAUUUUGUGCUGCUCCAUAACGGGGGUACAUCUGAAGCUGGACCAAGAUCCUCAAAGACCAGGAACGCCCUGGGUAUCUCUAGGAACCAAAGGUCAUUGACGGAAAGCACCAGCCACCUUGCUCGGCAUUCUCCCAAAGCGGCAGAGAAGCCUCCAAAGAAACCAAGUGACUCUGGGGAAAACACCAUCUCCCCUCCUCAGAAGGUUUCCCAGAGAACUGUCUUAACUAUGCCACAGGUGCAGGUCACUGACAUACACAGCAUCUACGCCUGCCAUCCUUUCAAACCCACAGCCCGAAGCGGCCAGGUGAGCAGUACGUGCAACCAGUACAUUAUUAGGCCUCUGACAUUCUCAGCGGAAGGUAGCCUGGCAAAGCACCGCACAGACGAUGGCUCAGAAAAGGACACGGCCAGCACUAUCGUUCCCACAGCUGCUGCUUCAAAAGAGACCGCUUAUGGCGUGUGGUUACAGCAGACUUUCGGGAUUAAAUCUCCCACACCCACUAAAGAAGACCUGGCCUUCAUCAGCUCCCAGAUGGUCUCUCUGCACCUCCAGUCCAAGGUCUCAGGUAGCUCGCCUUGCUUGGGAGGCCACUCCAAGCCGCUCUGCCAACCCCUGACCCACCCCACAGCCAAGGAAACACCAUCGACCAGUGACAGCAAAGCAGCGGCUGUAUCCCAGGGCGCCGAGCCGCCUCCAGAUGAUCAGAAAAAGGUGUCCCAUCGCGGGUCUUAGACUGAGAUUGCUGUGUGUUGAGUAUAUGAUGCUUUCCUAUAAGGAACAUAAAAAACCCCCAAACAUUCUAUAUAUCUGUGACGUAUCUAAGCAUUUUAUGGAAACAGUCACUGAUUUUUAAAAGCUGUUUUGUUAUUUUAAAAGAAAGAGAGAGAUGAUUGUGCAAUACACUGACCACCAAUGUAACCCCCCCCCAUAAUCAAUAUGGUUCACUCCCCUCCUCCUGCACACAGCUGUCAAUUUAGAAAGACCAUUGCACUUUGAUUUUUGUUUUUUAAAUAAUAGCAUCAUCCUAUAAAUCCAUGGAAUGAGACUGAAACCACAGCGUGUGAUGCCCUCUUCCAGAGUGUUUCUUUCCAUGGCAGCUGAGCAGUCUCAGUUAUACCCAUGUAUGCCAUUGUGUGUCCUGUGCAAUUAUCUAUGUAAUGUGCACUCCUAAUCAUGUAUUAUUGCAGAUA
Molecule: messenger RNA, 3962 nt
Organism: Chrysemys picta bellii (western painted turtle)
Lineage: Eukaryota; Metazoa; Chordata; Testudines; Emydidae
Gene: TTLL10
Product: tubulin tyrosine ligase like 10
Biological process (GO): protein polyglycylation
Molecular function (GO): protein-glycine ligase activity, elongating
Source: RefSeq, a predicted model, not a curated record